AUGAAUGAGAAAAAUCAAAGCCAAGUAGCACAGUUUAUCUUCUCAGGAUUCACAAAUUAUCCAAAAUUACAAGUAGUUCUGUUUGCCAUGUUCUUGAUUAUUUAUAUCAUCACACUGAGUGCAAAUCUAGGGAUGAUCCUGUUGAUCAAGAUGGAUCCCCAGCUACAUACUCCAAUGUACUUCUUCCUCAGCCAUUUGGCCUUCCUGGAUGCCAGCUAUUCUUCCACUGUUACCCCUAAAGCAAUAGCAGACUUUUUUCCCAAAAAGAAAACCAUUUCUUUCAUUGGGUGUGCUAUUCAGUUUUAUAUGUUUGAUGGUUUGGUGAUGACUGAAUUAUUCUUACUAUCUGUCAUGGCAUAUGACCGGUAUGUAGCCAUCUGCAACCCACUGCUUUAUUCUGUUGUUAUGUCGAAGAGGUUGUGCACAGUAUUAGUGACUAGUGUGUAUGUCUAUGGCUUUGUGAGCUCAGUGGUUCAAACAGCAUUAACUUUUACGCUAUCUUUCUGUCAAUCAAAUGUGAUCAAUCAUUUUUAUUGCAAUGACCCCCCACUGUUAGCUUUGUCCUGCUCUGACACUCGACCUAAAGAAUACAUGGUUGGACAAAAUCAGACCCAGGUGACUGGAUUCACUUUUUCAGGAUUCACAGAUCAUCCAGAAUUGCAGGUUGUUCUCUUCAAUGUAUUCUUGGUGAUUUAUAUCAUCACACUGAGUGCAAAUCUAGGGAUGAUCCUGUUGAUCAAGAUGGAUCCUCAGCUACAAACUCCAAUGUACUUCUUCCUCAGCCAUCUGGCCUUCCUGGAUGCCAGCUAUUCUACCUCUGUUACACCCAAGGCAAUGGCAGAUUUUUUAGCUGAGAAGAAAAGCAUUUCAUGGACUGGAUGUGUUAUACAAUUUUUUAUGUUUGUUGCAUUGGUGACCACUGAAUUGUUCUUGCUAUCAGUCAUGGCUUAUGAUCGAUAUGUGGCCAUUUGCCAUCCAUUGCUUUAUUCCACAAUUAUGUCCAAGAAAUCCUGUGUUUCCUUGGUGGUUGGCAUCUAUGGAUAUGGAUUUGUGAACUCCAUGAUCCAAACAUCAUUAACAUUCCAAUUAUCCUUCUGUGGUCCAAAUUUAAUUAACCACUUUUACUGCAAUGACCCACCACUUCUAGCUUUAUCCUGCUCUGACACUCGGCCAAAAGAAAUCCAGCUUUUUGCCUUGAGUGCUAUCAAUUUAACUGGGUCCCUCUUCACAGUCAUCAUCUCCUAUAUCUAUAUUCUGAAUGCCAUCUUUGGAAAACAUUCUACUAGCAGAAGGCACAAAGCUUUCUCUACCUGUGCCUCCCACCUGAUUGCUAUUGUGAUUUUCUAUGGAACCCUCUUCUUCAUGUAUGUGCAACCAAGCUCUUCUCAUUAUCUGAAUUAUGACAAAGUAAUUUCUGUGUUUUAUGCUGUUGUGAUCCCCAUGCUGAACCCCCUUAUCUAUGUUUUGAGAAACAAAGAAGUUAAAGGAGCCUUGAGAAGAAUGAAGGUUAAGAAAUUGUUUUCGUAG
Molecule: messenger RNA, 1527 nt
Organism: Candoia aspera
Lineage: Eukaryota; Metazoa; Chordata; Lepidosauria; Squamata; Candoiidae
Product: olfactory receptor 5M5-like
Exons: 2
Coding region: 1-1527 (508 amino acids)
Biological process (GO): sensory perception of smell; G protein-coupled receptor signaling pathway
Cellular component (GO): membrane
Molecular function (GO): olfactory receptor activity; G protein-coupled receptor activity; odorant binding
Source: RefSeq, a predicted model, not a curated record